Molecule: messenger RNA, 2904 nt
Organism: Didymodactylos carnosus
Lineage: Eukaryota; Metazoa; Rotifera; Eurotatoria; Philodinida; Philodinidae
Source: the annotation of a GenBank genome assembly
AUGGCAUCAACAGUACAAACCAUUACAAUUGCUCCUAAAGGACGCCGUCCGGCAGCAAACGGUCCUCCUGAACCUGGCUCAUUACCAAUUUCAAUUGGAUGUACUGAAAUAAAAUCAAUGGAAAAUGAAUCAUCAUCUGAAGCUACUCCACAAACAAAUGGUCCUACACAAUCGAAACCUCCACUAACUAGUAGUCACAUAGCAGUACAAGAUCUUUCUCAAGUAAAAACUGUCUCCGUACUUCGUCGAUCACAAUCGGUGAAUCUUGUUCAAUUACCACCACCACUUGAACAACAAAAUGGAAUAGCAGCCAAAACAUCUACAUUAUCAAGAACGUCGCCAAAACCAAAACGUGCAAGAUCCGGACCACGACCAUCAAUUCGUUCAUUGGUUCCACAAACAGAAAUAUUAAAAAUAGCCGAAAGACCAGACAACGGUGGUACAAGAGGACGAAAAACUGAACUAUAUACUAAUCAUUAUGCAUGUCAUUUACCAGAAGAAUUAUUAAUUUAUCAAUAUGAUUGUGAUUUGGAUGUUCAACAAAAUGGGAAAUGGUUAAAUGCAUCACGUAAUAAAUACGAUCGAUUUAAUAUUGUUCAACAAAUAAUACGUCAUGAAACUAGUUUCCCAUUUGUCUGGUUUGAUGAUGGCAAAAAUUUAUAUUCAUUAUUACCGUUAAACGAUUUAAAAAAAAUUUAUUUCGUUAAAGUUCAACAGCAAUCAUUUCGUUUUACUAUUAGACAACAGACACGUGAAUAUAACAUAAAAGAUAUGAAUUUAUUUUCGAAAAAAGAUAAAUCAUGUUUAAUGCGUCCACAAGAUUCUAUUAGAAAUAUUGAAACAUUAUUAAAACAAACUAUUCGACAAAAGAUGAUUUGUAUUCGACAACAAUUCUAUUAUGAUAAAGAGCAGCAAAUAAUUGAUAUUGGUAGUGGAAUCGGUUUGGCUCGUGGAUUUUAUCAAGCAAUGUUUUUAACCAAAGCUGGUCCAACAUUGAAUAUUGAUACUAAAUUCUCGGCAUUUUAUCAACAUAUGAAUUUAGUCGAUUUUAUUUCACAUUGUUUACAACGAGAUAUUAUACAAACUGGAUUAUCGGAAAAAGAACAAGAAUAUUUGCUCAGAACUCAUUUAAAACCAGUAUCAAUUGAAACACGUCAUACAAAUUCACGAAUGAAGUAUCGAAUACACGGUUUUGGUGCAUCAGCUAAUGUGCAUACAUUUGUACAAACAGGUGAUGAAGAAGAACCUCAGAUAUCAGUGACCGCUUACAUACUGAAGAAAUGGAAUAAAAAACUGCAAUAUCCACGUUUGCCAACUGUCGAAGCCUACAAUCCCGGCAAUAAAAAUUCAUCACACAUUCCCAUGGAACUUUGUUUUAUUCAAGAGUGGCAGUUAGUUGAUCAAAAACAUUUAACAGGUGAACAAAUUGGAGAAAAAACAAAAAAAUCUGUUGUAAAACCUGAACAACGAUACAAUGAUAUUAUGGAAAUUGUGAGAAAAAGACAAUUCAAUUCUGAUUCGUACUUGCGAGAAAUUGGUAUGACUGUAGAAUCUGGUGAAAUGUUAAAAGUUCGUGCACGUGUACUAGAACCACCAGAAAUUGAAUAUCGGGAUCAAAACGUAACGGUACAAAUUGGAAAAUGGCCAAUAAAAGGAAAACAAUUGCAUGAAACAAAACAAAUAAAAAAAUGGGCAAUAAUACUAGUGACUGGACAAGUACUAAGAAAUGAUGAACAAAACGUUUUACUUGAAUUCGUUAGACAAUUCCCAAUUAUUCUUGGUCAUUGUGGUCUAAAAUUUUUUUCCGCUCCCUACUGCAAUGAAAUUGUGAAUCCAAGUCGUACAGAUUUACAUGAGUGUUUGAAAUAUUUAAAAGAACAAUCGUAUGAAGUUAGUCUGUUUCUCUUGUACAAUAUUGAUGAAAAAGUUUAUCAGUUUAUCAAACGUGCAAGUGUACAACUAGUUGGAGUGGUGACACAAUGUGCUGAUUUUGCUGCAAUUCGAAAAAAUAUAACAAAAUUAGACAUGUAUUUAUACAAUUUUGUCUGUAAAUUUAAUGCGAAAUUGGGUGGUAUUAACAGUCUAGUAAAUUACAAAAGUGUGCUAUUGAAUUCUGACGUCAAUAACAAUGCUGAAGAUGAUUGUUUUAUGUUUAUUGGUGCCGAUGUCACUCAUAAAAUAAUAACAAGAGGAAAUCCAUCAAUAGCAGCUGUUGUGGCUAGUCGAUAUCCGGCAUCGACACAAUACAUUGGCCGAUCAACUGAGCAACGUCCAAAAAAUGAUAAAAAAUAUUCGGUAGAAAUAAUCAAAGAUUUUGAAUUAAUGUGUUCAGAUUUGCUCAAAGUAUUCGCACAAACAAAUGGUCGACUACCAACGAAAAUUGUUGUGUAUCGGGACGGGGUUGAUGACGGUCAUUUCCAAAAAGUAUUGGAUAAUGAAGUUCAAGCGUUGAAAAAGGCAUGCAAAGACAUAUGUGGCGAACAUCAAUUACCCAAAAUUACAUUUGUUAUUAUAAAAAAACGUCACAAUACAAGAUUUUUCUGUUAUGAUGCGCGAAAGAACCCUCAAACAUUCAAUACAGAACCAGGCACCGUUAUCGAUACUGAAAUUGUACAUCCGUCUCAGUUUGAUUUCUAUUUAAAUUCUCAUGCUGCAAUUCAAGGAACAAACAAUUGCAUCCUCUAUCAUGUAUUAUAUAAUGAAAUCGGAUUUACAUCAGACGAAAUACAACAAUUGACCUAUUUUCUGUGUCACACAGACGUUCGAUGUACAAAAGCGGUUAAAAUGCCUGCAGCUGCCAGAUAUGCACACAAUAUUGCCUACGAUGCCCGUUAUUUAAGAGGAAAUGAUAUUAAACCAGAAGAGCAAGAUCGGACCGAUUUUAAUCAAUGGGAUGAUGAGUGA